Molecule: messenger RNA, 4287 nt
Organism: Sarcophilus harrisii (Tasmanian devil)
Lineage: Eukaryota; Metazoa; Chordata; Mammalia; Dasyuromorphia; Dasyuridae
Gene: PRDM12
Product: PR/SET domain 12
Exons: 5
Coding region: 1588-2817 (409 amino acids)
Biological process (GO): neurogenesis
Cellular component (GO): nucleus
Molecular function (GO): histone methyltransferase binding
Source: RefSeq, a predicted model, not a curated record
UGUACUUGUGUUUUUGGAGAACCACUCCAGAUCACACCUGAACGCCUUUCCCCUGGAUCUUAUCACCAGGACGACAGUCUGGACCCGUGGCAGGGAGGAAGAUAGGGAAGCAAGACCAGCUUGUUCCGGUCCGGUUUGGUUCGGACUCUGACCAAGCCCGCGGCUGAAAGGAGUCUGAAGAAACAUCCCGGAUUUAGUGUGUGAUAACCCGACAAAACUGGAAGGCAGAGAUAGGUCGGAAAGGGGGUUCAAUCGGUGAGAAGUAUCUCAAGCAGGUGAGAUCUCGGGCGCCAACGUCCACAGCUUUCUCCUUGUCCCAGCCCUCUAGCCCUUGGCCCCGUCUUGGCUGAAAUGGCCCCCGACGGCCUUGCAGCGAUUGUGGCUCCACACACUGACCGCAGGCCUGGAUUUCGUUUCCCCGGCGGUUCGGAUCCUGGCGGCCCGCUUAAUUCGAACUACCCGAUCAGUGUCCAAAAGAGGAGUUGUACCCGGGCGGGGUUCCCUAGAGGGAAGCAUUGGGAGAGCUGAACUCUGGCUGGGAACCUGAAGAACAGGGGAAAUGGAAUAUAGGGCUAUAUCAGGUCGGGAAACUGAGAUUGGGAGACUCCUUAGCUAAGAUCACAAAGCAGCCGGCUCCCAGUUUCUCAAAACUGAGACACGAGCUGGGGAGAGGAGAAACGGGAGGCCCGGGAGUACAACCCUGUCUGGCCCUGUCAGGUCCCGAGACUAGAAACAUUUUGACUGGAUAGUGGUAAUAGACUUCUGUCAUCCGAUGCCUACUGGGGCAAUCGGAGGCAACAGUCAACCCAGGAAGACUGUGUGUGUUAUCUGUUUGUCUGUCUUCCGGUCUGCCUCUCUGUUUGUACCUAUCUCCCACUUCUCAUCCCCACCUCCCCUCAGUCCCACCUCCCCACCCCCUCGCCUCAACUAAGAAGUGCAGACUUGUAGCGGGUUUCAAGAGCAGUCUCUUUUCUCCAGCCCCGCUCCCAGAUUUCUAUGCUGGGAUAAACCUAGCCUGUGGUCCUGCCUCUCCCUCUGCCCUUCCCACAAGGGGAGGGGGGAGAGGGGAGAGGGAGGAGGACGACGACAACGACGAAGGUGAGGAGGGGGCUCCUUCUCCCCCCUCUCUCUCUCCUCGCUCUCUCCCUCUAGGUUUGUCGCUCCCUGGUAGAACAAGUCUAUCUUACAACGUCAGGGGGGUCAUUAAUAACCAAUUAGGAGGGUCACUGCGGCUCCUAUAAAGGGGCUGAGAAUUUGCCAAGUGGCAGACUGUUAGGUGUAGAGUAGCAAAAGACGAAAGCUCGCUUGAAAGCCCAUCUCCAAACACUGAUAAGCUCCAUAUAUAUUUAUAUCUCUCUCUAUAUAUUAUAUAUUUUACUCAGACUUGGCUAUCGACGCUAUCUUUUUCUUACACACUCUUUUCUUGCCCUCUUUUUUCUCGGCCACCUCCCUCCCUCCUCUUUCUCCUCCUCCUCUUCCUCCACCUCCUUCUUUUCCUCCUCCUCCUUCUCUUCUCUUGCUCUUCCCUCUCUUGCUCUCCCCCGAGCCCAUUGCCGUCUCGAGUGGCCAGAGAGGACGGGGUGGUUCAUGAUGGGCUCGGUGCUCCCCGCGGAAGCCCUGGUGCUGAAGACUGGCCUGAAGCCGCAAGGGCUAUCUCUGGCAGAGGUGAUCACCUCCGACAUCCUGCACAGCUUCCUAUAUGGUCGCUGGCGGAACGUGCUGGGAGAACAGCUCUUCGAAGAAAAGUCUCACCACGCCAAUCCCAAGACUGCCUUCACCGCAGAGGUCCUGGCGCAGUCCUUCUCCGGAGAGGUGCAGAAGCUGUCGAGUCUGGUGCUGCCAUCUGAAGUGAUCAUCGCUCAGAGCUCCAUCCCCGGGGAGGGUCUGGGUAUCUUCUCCAAGACUUGGAUCAAAGCAGGCACUGAGAUGGGUCCUUUCACAGGCAGGGUCAUCUCUCCCGAGCAUGUGGACAUCUGCAAGAAUAACAACCUGAUGUGGGAGGUAUUCAAUGAAGAUGGCACAGUUAGAUAUUUCAUUGAUGCAAGCCAAGAAGAUCAUCGAAGUUGGAUGACUUAUAUCAAAUGUGCCCGAAAUGAGCAAGAACAAAAUCUGGAGGUGGUACAAAUUGGCAACAAUAUCUUCUACAAGGCAAUUGAGAUGAUUCCUCCGGAUCAAGAACUGCUAGUUUGGUAUGGGAACUCCCACAAUACUUUCCUGGGAAUUCCCGGUGUCCCAGGGUUGGAAGAAGAACAGAAGAAGAACAAACAUGGACUUCCACCCAGUGGACACUGCCACCAACACUGCGGGCCGCAUGCGCUGCGUCAUCUGCCACCGGGGCUUCAACUCCCGCAGCAAUUUGCGCUCUCACAUGCGUAUCCACACCCUGGACAAACCCUUCGUCUGCCGCUUUUGCAACCGGCGCUUCAGCCAGUCCUCUACCCUCCGCAACCACGUCCGCCUGCACACUGGCGAGCGCCCGUACAAGUGCCAGGUGUGCCAGAGCGCCUACUCCCAGCUGGCGGGGCUGCGGGCGCACCAGAAGAGCGCCCGCCAUCGACCCCCCAAUGCCUCCCUGCAGGCCCACUCCCCCGCUCUGCCCGUGCCCCAUCCCACCUCCCUGGCAGCGCACCACAUCCCCACCAUGGUGCUGUGAGAUGCCCUGGCUGGCCUGCGGCGGGAGGCAUUGGAAACUGGCAUCGCGGCGCAGCAUUCCCUCCUAUCCUCUCCAUUCCUUCCUUCCCGAGAUCUGUGAAAGCUGACCUCUUGGAAUGGGAAGGGGAGUGCAGAGGAGGGGCUGGUUUCGUGAUUUGGUUUUAAGGCAGCUGAGUAAGUCCCUUCUCCCACUCAGCUUGCAUAGUUUGCAUACUGCCUCCUUCUCUCGGGAGCUUGGGGUGGAGGGGCAGAAGAAGGCGCCCUCAGUAUAUAUAUACAUAUAUGUUUUCUUCUUACAUCACCUUGGCCAUUCUUACAUCACUUUGGCCCUCGUAAGUCAAUCUGUAUCCUCUGCCCCUCACCUAGCUAUCCCCAGAUCGAAAGCCUGUGUGUGAGCCUUUUCCCUUCUCAGGAAGGGGGUCAGGAAGUGGGUGGGGGAAUGAGUGAGGGAACGAAAAGGAGAGGCCUUGCGCAAUUAAACUUAUCUGUUCCACUUCCCUCGGAACCCCCAGCUCUAAAAAGUUGUGAUCCCACGAAAAGGGACAGCUUGGUGGUGGGAGGCGAGGAGGGACGGCAGCGACAAACAGGGCGUUCUAUGAUUUCCCGGUGGCUUAUAUUCAGUCUGGAGGCCAAAGCAAUGCAAGUUGGGAUGGAAAUGGGGGUGGGAGUGAAGUUGGAAUCAGGAAUUUCUCCUUUCCCAAAACAAGGGAUCCCUCUGGUGUCUUUGAACCAGAUCUCUUCCUUCCCCUAUUUCCUCCCACCCUCAAGAUUAUUCUCAGGAAACAGAGAUGCAGGUCAGUUGGUUUUCGUUCAAGAACAGUGUCCUUGCUAAAGCUGCUCCCUGAUGGGGCCCAGAUCUGGCUGGGGCAAAGAUGGUGGGUAGAAGCUGGGAGGGCAGGCUUGAGACCAUUAGACUUUCUGGCCAAGAGAGGCAAGACUGGAUUUCAGGGUCCAUUGUUAGAACGAUCUGAUGUUAGGCUGUAUUCUCCCCUGAUUUGGACUACUAGAAACUGGAAGCCUAAAGGGAUUAUGGUAGAUCAGCCCAACUAUGUAUGAACAGAUUUGGAGGGGUAAGGUCAAGAGGUGUCCGCGCUGCUGAAUUUCCUCCUGCCCCCAAAGCCUCAUCUGAAUUAUCCUCAGGGGAGAAACGAGGGGGACUGGCAAUAGUGCUUUUGAGUCUCACCCCCUCCCUGGAAACACUUCCAAACAGCUGUGAAAUCCCUUGGGAAAACUAGGAGACCACUUCACCUGAUUCAGCAGUCCCAGCUCUCCAGAGACCCAACCACAUCUUUUCCCCUUUCUGCACCAUCUCCCUCCCCAAUUGCUCCUAAACUCCAGUAAUGAGCGCCCUCUAGUGUCUCCCACCCUACCCCAUAGUCAUUAACAAGUGACAAGUCCCUUAGGGUGUUUUGUAAAAUAAAAAAGCUAUAAUAAUAUUAAUGAAAAGUAUAAAGUGUAUAGAGUUUUCACAAACUGUGUUCUACUUCCAGGAAAUGGUCACUUUAACUUUGUAAAUAUUUAUCUAAAAUGAUAUUUACAAAACUUUGAUAUAUAUAUUAUUUGAUUGUAUAUGUAUGACUGUAAAUACAUUUGUACCUCUUGUAUUCUAAAAUAAAAAAAAUUACUUGGAACAUU